AUCUCGAACCCGGCCCACCGUACGGUCUUGCUUAGUCUCCGCCCCGUCCCCGGUUUGGUCCGUUCCUAUCAUCACCGAGCCUCGCAGCCGUCGAGCUCCGCCGCCGUAAACGAUGGCCGACGGCAACGCCCCCGGCUCGCCGGCUUCUUCGCUACAGAGCCACCGCUACGCCAUCAAGUCCUCAGUGCACAAUACGGCAGCUAGCCGGAGGCGUGAACAGGCUAUAGCAAUAGGGAAGGAAAGAAGGGAAGCCUUAAUGCGUGCAAAGCGUGUGUGCCGUGCCCCACUUUCUGGCAACGAUGAGGCUACAAUUGAAGAUGGAGAUAUGGUUAUUGAUGAGAAAGCAGAUAUUGAAACAAGAACUGCUCAAGCUGUUGAAGAAUUGAAAUCAGCUUUGUCAAGCCAGGGAAAAGGAGCCCAGAAGAAGAAGAUAGAGGCACUUCGUGCAGUGAGACGUGUGUUGUCACAGUCUGUAGUACCUCCCAUUCAAGUAGCAAUCAAAGCUGGGGCAGUUCCUCUUCUAGUGCAAUAUCUGUCCUUUGGAUCUUCAGAUGAACAGUUGCUAGAGGCUGCUUGGUGCCUUACAAACAUAGCAGCUGGGGAGCCAGAAGAAACAAAAUCCGUGCUGCCCGCAUUACCAUUGCUUGUUGCUCACCUUGGUGAGAAGAGCUCCACACUUGUUGCUGAGCAAUGUGCAUGGGCCAUCGGUAAUGUUGCUGGUGAAGGAGCAGACCUGAGAAGCACUUUAAUCGCACAGGGUGCUUUGUGGCCUCUUGCCCGCCUAAUGCUAUCAAGCAAGGGUUCUACAGCAAGAACUGCUGCUUGGGCAUUGUCAAAUCUCAUCAAGGGGCCUGAUCCGAAGGCUGCGUAUGAGCUUAUUAACAUCGAUGGUGUGCUAAAUGCAAUCAUAAGGAACUUGGAAAAGGCGGACGAAGAGUUAGCAACUGAGGUGGCAUGGGUGGUGGUAUAUCUUUCAGCACUUUCAGAAAAAGCUAUCAGCUUAAUAGUACGAAGCCAUGUGCCUCAGUUGCUGAUUGGACGCCUGCUGGCAUCUGAGAACUUGCAGUUGCUCAUUCCGGUGCUUCGUGGUUUAGGGAAUCUUGUAGCCGGGGAUGAAUACAUGGUUAAUUCAAUCCUAAUUGUUGGAAACAGCAUCACAGAUCAAGCUUUAUCAAGUCUUAUAAAAUGUUUGAAGAGUGACAAUAGGGUUCUCAGAAAGGAGGCUUCAUGGGCAUUGUCAAAUAUAGCAGCAGGCAGCUUUGAGCACAAGAAAUUGAUUUUCACCAGUGAGGCGACACCUUCGCUAAUACACCUCCUGACGAGUGCACAGUUUGACAUUCGCAAGGAAGCAGCUUACACCCUGGGCAAUCUGUGUGUUGUUCCAGCAGGAAGUACUGAGCCCCCGAACAUAAUCACCGAACAUCUAGUCUCGAUCAUAAAUGGUGGAGCCCUCCCAGGAUUCAUAAAUUUGGUCAGGUCUGCUGAUAUAGAGAGCGCAAGACUCGGUCUUCAGUUCCUGGAACUGGUGAUGAGGGGGUAUCCCAAUGGACAGGGUCCACAGCUUGUGGAGAGGGGGGACGGCAUCGAGGCCAUGGAGAGGUUCCAGUUCCAUGAGAACGAGGCGAUGAGGAACAUGGCCAAUGGGCUGGUCGACAAAUACUUCGGUGAGGAUUACGGCCUCGAGUGAGCGGUGACUACCGCCGCCUCGCCAAUCUUGCAUCUGUUUGUGAACCCAGCAGCAGCUGCUCGUGUACUCAAACUGUAAAAUGCAACUUUUUUGUAAUCGUGGAAUGUAUACAAGACUGUCUGAGGUAGCGUAGUUGCUGUGUAACUUGGCCAUCGCCAUGGACGUGUGUGGCGAUGCGGUUGUUGUAGCUGGAAGCUUGAAGUGAGCUGGGUAGCUACCGUAGUACAGUGUGACCUGUAUAAGAAGAAAAGAUUUUGAGUUUUUGAGUUA
Hordeum vulgare subsp. vulgare (domesticated barley) is the source of this 1957-nucleotide messenger RNA. Its product is annotated as importin subunit alpha-2. The record is from RefSeq and is a predicted model, not a curated record. Gene Ontology annotation, cellular component: cytoplasm; nucleus. Gene Ontology annotation, molecular function: nuclear import signal receptor activity; protein binding. The coding region runs from base 113 to 1687 and encodes 524 amino acids. Gene Ontology annotation, biological process: NLS-bearing protein import into nucleus. NCBI's taxonomy places the organism in Eukaryota, Viridiplantae, Streptophyta, Magnoliopsida, Poales, Poaceae. The transcript is spliced from 11 exons.